CAACAAAUUGGGCGGGUGCCUUUGCUUAUGAAUCAUCCGAACUGAAUUUCAGAGCCCUAAAUAACUCUCCGUACAAUUUCACUGCGAGAAGACGAAGAAGAGCAUGAGCAACGAUAAACAGUUCGAAUUCUGCGUUGUUUGCAAGCUCAAUCACAAUCAAAGACGCCGCCAUAACUUCCUCCCUAACCACAAGAAGUCGCUCGCGGCGGUGCUCUCCCGUUUCCAAUCGAAGCUUUCCGAUAUCCGGUUCUUCCUAAAAAACCCUAUCCCUCUGCGCCCUGAGCAUGCUUCGCUUAACCGACUUUGGUGUAUCUUCUGCGAGUGUGAUAUACUUGAACUCGACAGCUUCUACGCUAGUGACAAUGCGAUUAGGCAUUUAUCUGGUGCGGAUCAUAUGAAGAAAGUUAAAGGUUUUUUGUGGAAGUAUGGUGGUGGAAUGGACAAGGUUGAUACUCUUCGGAUUACAGAGACUGACUUCGCCAAGUGGGAGAAGAAGUGCAAUCUUUCGAAGAAGGGAGCUCUUGAUGGAGGAUCUCAUGCAACGUCAAUUGGACCGUCAAAUGAUAUCCAAAAUAAAACUAACUCUGACUAUCUAAAUUGUUUUGAAAAAGAUAAUAUUCAUGCUCUUAACGUUGAUGUUUCAAAUAGUGUUGUACCUUUACAAAAUUAUACGAAUGAGAGAUCACAGAUAUUUGAAAACAAAAUGCAUAGUGUUACAAAUGGCCCUAAUACAAGCAGUACGUGCAUGGGCGUACAACUCGGUGAAGAUGCUUGUUCCUCCAGUGGCGUAUCAAAUGCCCAAAAGAUCUUGGGGUUUCAUGCCACAGCUUCUCACCAAUGUCUUAAUGGAGGUUCUGUAACUUCGGAUGGAAGAAUGACAAAGGGGAUGAAGAGUUCUCUGGGUACACCAAGCAUUACCCAGAUAUCUUUAACGUUUCAAGAAGAUUCCCUUGGCAAUGUUCAUUCUGGAGCACCUCCUCCGUGGUUCAAUGUGGCGGAAAAAAGUCAGCUAGAUUUUAUAUCAAAUCCCGGAAGAAGUGACCCCUUCCCUCCCAAUCAGAAGAAGAAGUCGAAACUAAACCCAAACCGGGUUGGUGCUGCUUGGGCAGAGAGAAGAAGAGUUGAACUGGAGUUGGAGAGUAAAGGGGAGCUCGUGACAAACACUUUCGAUGUGAACUGGCUCCCAAAUUUUGGCAGAGUUUGGCAAUCAGGUACUAGGAAGGAAUCUAGAAAAGAAUUUCAGCUGGGGAAUCACAAAUCUUCUGAGGUUGAAAGCCAACCCCAGAGUAUGGUGCAGUUACAGCCUUAUGUCAGCAAGCGAAAGAGCAGUGUUCCCUGAGCGACCAUUUAUUCUGAUAUACUUUGAUGAGAUGUUCCCUUCGCAAAGAUCCUGUUGAUGAUGAGCUUGACUGACCUGCUCUCUAUGGUGACCAAAUUAUGAAAAUUCAUGUGUACAUUCUUCUUGAUUUGCUCUCCCCACCCAAACUAUCAUUUUUUAUGCUUUUUGGGUUUCCCAGUAUUGUGGUAUGAGUUGGGGUAACUAGAUUAUAGUAAAGUUCAUGAUCAAGUUAUUAAAACCUGUAGAUUGUUGUCAUGUUAAUUUUUCCUAAUGAGAUCUUGGUUCUAGCAAAAUUUUGGGCACAAGUUGCCUAUGUACAGUCUGUUUCUUGUAUUAAUGCCUUUAAUUGGCUCAAAGUUCCACUUGUAUUCCUCUUCUUUUUUGCUU
Molecule: messenger RNA, 1726 nt
Organism: Solanum stenotomum
Lineage: Eukaryota; Viridiplantae; Streptophyta; Magnoliopsida; Solanales; Solanaceae
Product: TITAN-like protein
Exons: 8
Coding region: 104-1339 (411 amino acids)
Source: RefSeq, a predicted model, not a curated record